Messenger RNA from Macadamia integrifolia, 738 nucleotides. RefSeq lists its product as uncharacterized. The transcript has 2 exons. Gene Ontology annotation, biological process: SNARE complex assembly. Lineage: Eukaryota; Viridiplantae; Streptophyta; Magnoliopsida; Proteales; Proteaceae. Gene Ontology annotation, cellular component: lytic vacuole; endosome. The record is from RefSeq and is a predicted model, not a curated record. Gene Ontology annotation, molecular function: SNARE binding. Bases 241 to 738 code for a protein of 165 amino acids.
AGGCGGGAACAGUCUCGAUUCUCGAAUACGUUUCAUUCACCUGCCAGUCUCUUCCAGAGACUGUCCGCUUCAUAGCUUCUCCAUUUCCGUUCUCGCAAAUUCAAACUUCCUGAAACUAAUAAUAGAUGAUGGAUCGUUGAUCUCCCAUCCCUAAAUUUCUCCCGUCAGAGACGAUGAUGAGGUCGUUCCAUGAUCAUCAUACCUUGAACUGGCUGAUCGCAUUUCGUUGCUCUCUUCUCUAUGGGAUCGGAGAAUUCUUUAUCUUUGGAUAAAAUGGUUUUCGAAUCAUCAGAAGAUUUGAAGAUAAUUCAAUGGGAGGAUCUUGAGCAAGAGCUUUCUAGACUCUGGAGUCUGUCUUCUUCGCUCAAUAAAUCUAAGGAAAAAAAGAGUUCCCUCCAGCAGAAGCUCCAAUCACUUAUUCAGGUGAGAGCAGAAUCACUUAGUAGGUCAAAUGAACUUGAGGACAGACGCCAACUACUUGAGGCACGAAAGUUGGCAAUGGAUAAUAUGUUGACGGGUUCAAAGCUUGUAGCUGAGGAUAUGAAAAAGCGUGAGGAGCAGCUUACUGUUGAAAUUAGAUCACUUCUGAUAGCAGGGAAGGCUCUUUCCGUGGCUAGUAAGCAAUUGCAGGUAACUGCAAUCGUUUUUGGGUAUGUGCAUAUGUUGGUUAGUGGUGUUCUAGAAGACUUCCUACAUUAUCUAAUGGAAUCUCGUCCUGCAUUUAUCUGUUACUGCUAG